This is a messenger RNA of Penicillium waksmanii, 2472 nucleotides long. Its product is annotated as putative C6 transcription factor Prf. The transcript has 8 exons. Gene Ontology annotation, biological process: DNA-templated transcription. Gene Ontology annotation, cellular component: nucleus. Bases 1 to 2472 code for a protein of 823 amino acids. Lineage: Eukaryota; Fungi; Ascomycota; Eurotiomycetes; Eurotiales; Aspergillaceae. The record is from RefSeq and is a predicted model, not a curated record. Gene Ontology annotation, molecular function: DNA binding; zinc ion binding.
AUGGACAAUCUUCCUCCCUCCGCCUUUUCGCAAGGCUCCUCGUCGCAAUACCAAACCGAAUCCAACCUAUCGAACGCAGAUUAUGCAAUCGCAGAUAACGGUUUCUCCGCUGAGAAUGGCGCAGGAAACUUCGGUGUGAUGGCAAACGGCCCAGCUGUGGAACUUGCUCUCGCUUGGGCCAUGAAUGUUCCUACGAUGAAAUACGCAAGAAGAGUGGCCCGAAGCGGGGCCCAGGUUGAGACGCUACUCAAAGGUCAAGAUGGUGACCCCGUUCCAAGAACCUCGCCCCCUCAGCCGCAAGAGAAUGCAUUCACGGCCCCCCUCCCAGACGAUAACAUCCUCGUCCUACCGGAAAUCUCAGGUCUAGGCUCUGACCUGGGAAACUCAAUACCCUCCUCUGCAAACGAAGCUACCGCAUCUCAGCCAAACCCAAUGUUCUUUCCUAGCGACCCCCAGUGGGAUAUGAUUGGUUUGGGGUUAGAGGAGCCUCUUCCGAUGCAGGAUGUCAUUGAUGAACUAGAGAGUAUAUAUUUCGAAAAGAUCCAGCCUAUGCUGCCCCUCCUGCAUCGACCUCGAUACUUCACCAAUUUGAAUCUUGCUCCCCAUAUGCGCCCGCCCAUCUGCCUCCGAUAUAUGAUCUGGUGCCACGCAGCGUCGAUCAGUGACAAAUACUACGGAUUACACAAUCAUUUUUACCACCGCGCCCGCAAAUAUGCUGAAAUGGAUGAAAUGAAAGGGUUUGGAGAAAACAUCAUCACCCUUUCGCAUUGUCAGACUUGGAUCCUCAUUGGCUCAUAUGAAUUUCGCAUGAUCUACUUCCCACGAGCAUGGUUAAGUGUCGGAAAGGCAGCCAGAUUGGCGCUUAUGAUGGGUCUGAACCGACUGGAUGGUACUGGCCUUGAUGUGAAGCAAUCCAUGUUUCCACCAAAGGACUGGACUGAGCGCGAGGAGCGCCGACGCACAUUCUGGAUGGCUUUCUGUACAGAUAGGUAUGCCAGUAUUGGUACUGGCUGGCCCAUGGUUAUUGAUGAGAAUGAUAUCAUGACCAACCUUCCCGCGUCCGAGGAGGCGUUUUUGAAGAGCAAGCCACAGCGCACGCUCAGUCUAUCUGAUAUCAUCGCUGGCGAGGGUGUCACCACAUUAGCACCGUUUGCUUACGUAUGUGUGCUGGCAAAUCUUUUUGGUCGCAAUCUGAACCAUAUCCACCGACCGCAGCCCCAAGACAAUGAUCAUGACCUUAAUGGGGAAUUCUGGAAACGACACAGAAGCCAUGAUAAUAUUCUUCUUCACAUCGCACUUUCAUUGCCUGACCACCUUCGUCUUCCGGGUGGCAUGGACGAUGUAAAUGUCAUUUUUGCCAACAUGAACAUUCACACAUCCACCAUUUGUCUUCACCAAGCAGCAAUAUUCAAGGCUGAGAAGAACAAAAUGUCGAACCAAAUUGUGACUGAGAGUAAACGCAGAUGUCUUGUUGCAGCAAAUCAGAUAUCCAGCAUCAUGAAGAUGGUCAGCCAUGUUGACUUGACGAUUCUGAACCCAUUCAUGUCAUUUUGUCUCUAUAUAUCAGCCAGGGUCUUUGUACAGUAUCUUAAAUCGCGACCGGAUGAUUCAACAGUUUACUCUUCACUGCAAUUCGUGAUUUCCGCACUCAACGCGAUGAAAAACAAGAACCCAUUGACCGAGUCAUUUCUCGUUCAACUGGAUGUUGAUCUUGAAGGCACUGGAAUAAAGGCCAUGGAAAAUGGAAAGUAUACUUCUGCACACACUGCCGCAGUCAUUCAAUCAUAUUGCCCGAGUAGGACAGAAUGUCUUUCCAUCUACGAUGUUAGAGACCCGACCCGCCCUGGAACCCCGGACCAAUCAAAACCUGAUAGCACAAGCCAAACCGGCCCGGCACGAAGAACUACCACAUUGCCCAGCCGUUAUAGAGACAAGGGGGCCGUUGAUUCUGAUCUUGGAAGUGCUGGUAGCAAUGCACAGCACUUUACUUCGCUCGCGCGAGCCUCGGCUAUCAACUCUGAUGCCAUCGGCCAAGGGGGCAUUGUGGACAUGGACAUGGACUUUUCUCCAGAUUUCGGUGGGCUUGGUGACAGGAAUCCACCAUCCGAUCAUCCUACCCCUUCAACUUUAAACUCAUCGUCGAACACAUCCUAUUCGAUGUCUGGAAUCGACAACCCAUCCCCGGAAAGAAACAGCAGAAUUCCGCCUCCACCCAACAGAGCCAAUCUUCUGCCUUCGACAAUAUCCACUCCGUUCACAUCUCUCCUCAGAAGUAACACCUCUCUUGGAGAUACCGCCCCUGGUAGGACCUAUCCCGAAACCCCGGGUUGGGAUAUGUCGGCCACGAAUCCCGGUCUGAGCAAUGUAGACUUGAGCAGUCUCAACGUUGACGCCUUGAGCGAGGCCCAGUGGGCUCAGAUCUUGGAAAAUAACGGCAGUGGUCCCGGGUGGGAGAACUGGCGUCCAUCAUGA